CUCUGCUGCAGUGACAAAGUAUAUCAGCGUUUAGCUUUUAGCCACCGGGCCUCGUACUGCAGCAGCGUUCAGGCCAAAUCCUGCCCACAUGUCACCAGAUACCAACAAAGCCGGAAAUUGGAAAUCUCAGUAAUCACACAAAGGAGGUGGAAAAGCCAGAAAAAGCCAAACAGGUGGUUGCCAACAGCCAGUGGGGCAGACAUGGGCGAUACUGAGAAUGUGAAAGCAGAGGAGCUGCUCGUUUCAUCAGAAGAGCAGCAGCAAUAUGUAAUUCUGCACUGCCCCACUGAUAGUCAUCAGCAUUCUCUGACUGGGGAAUCUCCCCUUCAACAUGACUCAUUGAAGGAGAAGGAGAUUGAGGCAGAGGGCGGGACUGAUGGCAUAAUUGAGCAGUCUGAAGACGACCAAAACAUCUUGCCAGCACAGAGGACCAUUAGGCCAACCAUGGAGCCAGUACCCUUGCAAACGACUGACAUAAAUCAAAAUAUGCCCUGUAAGACAGAACUCUUGGAACCGUUCAAACAGGACAAUAAAUCAGACGUUCCCUCAUGUGAAGCAGAUGCUGACCCAGACCCAGAUUAUGACCCUAAGAUUAGCCUUGAUGGCAACCAACAGGGUUCAUGCAUGUUCAUCUGUCAGCACUGUCAAAGGCGGUUUAAUACCAAGCAAAGCCUCGAACGACACAUGCAUGCCUUGUCAUCCUGCAACACACAGCUAUUUAAAUGCCGCUACUGCCGAAAGUGUUUCAGUACACAGUUCCUUCGACGACGGCAUGAGAAAAGACAUAACACUAAUAGAAGGACAGGCGGGCUUAUAAUUAGCCCUGCUCCACAGGUUGUUAGAGAGACUCAGGGAAUGGUCUCUUCGCAAGAGGAACAUCAGCAUGCCCUAAUUUCCCAGUCAGUCAGCAACUCUCUUGUGACUGAUUUAGAAGGAAGAGGUGACUCGGAUGAAUUUGGAAAGACUAAGUGCUCUUUUGCCUGCAAGUACUGCAAAAAAGCGUUUGGAACUCACACCAGCUUACGAAGACAUGAGCGCCGGAUACACGAGCGUCGUCUGUUACCCAGAGGAAUCCGUCAGAAAGUUGUACACUUAAAUGGGGUUCAGGUUCAGCAUUCCAGUGGUGCCCCAGAAACCUCUUCCAAUGCACAACACCGUGAUGAGGUCAGGCAAGAAGAGGAGUAUAUGGUGGAUAUUUCCAGCAACAUCUCUGAGAACCUCAGCUUCUACAUUGAUGGGAAGAUAAUCUCCACCAGUGCUGUCAGUAAUUGCGAAGUGAUGGAGCUGAAUUCUGCUACUGCUGUGAUUGGGCUGGAUGCCUUUAUCGUCAACCCAGCUCAAAUUACACAGGCCCUGAAAAUAGAGUCUAAUGAUGGAAACAUGACCUCUGACCUCAGUGGUCAGUCCUCUGGCAGAAGGAGGACAUCUACCCCACCUUUACUGCCACAAAUCAAAACUGAACUGGAGUCUGAAUCUAUCUUAACAACACCUUCCCCUGCCUCAGAAGGUACAUUGAUUGGCACUGUUUUCCCCCAGACAUUAGAGACAAUCGUUUUACAAAAAGAAAAAACUAUUUACCUCUCCCCCAAGCUAAAGCAGCUCCUACAGAACCAGGAUGGCAGUAAGUCAUCAUUUUCUCAGAUCAGCGAAGGUCAAAAACUUUGCCCACCUUUAUCACUAACACUUUUACCGGCAGCAAGUAGCAGGUUUAAGAGAAGGACAACAUCUCCGCCUAACUCUACACAGCAGAGCAAUGCAUCAAUGCCAAAAUCGACCAUUGUACAGGAAACUGAUUCUUCUGCACCUAAAGUGCCAAAGAUAGACAGUCACUGCACAUCUACUGUGAUUAGCCUAUCUAAAAAAGAAGAAAUGGAAACUGUCACUCCAGCUACAGACAGUACUGAAACCAUUCAGGAAGUUUUGCCAUUGGACUGCUCUGCAUCAGGAACUGGUGGCAGGUCAUGCAAUCAGCAGCCACUAGAUCUUUCCAGUGCUGUGGGUAAGAGAGACAGUGAGGUCUUAGCUGAUUGUGUUCUGGAUUUGAGCAUGAGCAGAAAGGGUACAGAGUCUGACCCAACUGGAUUUUUAGCCUUCCAGACAUCAGUUAGAAAGACUAAACCCAAUUCAAGCAUGCUGGAGAAAGUACUGCUAAGCCAGUAUGCUGUAGCUGAUGUUCCUACACAAGGAGAUGAAAAUACUCGCUUACCACCAGUGUCUGAGUCAGUUCCUGCUAACCCUGAAAGGUUUGAGCUGCCUCCACCCUCUCCUCCUGCGCUGAAUGCAACCCCAUCUCUGCCAAAUGUUGCUGCACUGCACACUGCCUCUCCAGCCCAGCCCCUUUCAGCUACUCCAGAGUCCACAGAGAUAUUCUUACCAGCUGCACAAACAUCCACAACAAAUCAAGAUCUUCACCCUAUCUGCUCCACUGCUCAAUCCUCCAGUCCUGUAGCGCUCAACACUCCUGUGGAGCUUUCUGUCGGAAACCCUUUGGCAGCUUUUAACGUGUCUCUUCCCAAUUGGCUUAAUUCUGCCCCUGGAAGUGUGACCCAUGCGCUCAUCCCUACAACCCCAACUCUAAGUUUACAAGGUCCUCAGUUUCUUACCGAUGCACCAGUGUGUGAACUAGCACAAAGGACCUUGGUGAUUGAUUCAGUCUUGUCACCUGAAGCACAUCUAAUUUCUCCUGUGUUGGUAAACCAGUCAAACAUCAGUUCCCUGAGCUUUUCUCCAAAUGUGGUUGUUAUUGAGUACACUGUUGCACUGGAGUCGUCUAAUGCCACCCCUGUACCCCAAACUAAUGCUGUUCACUCUCUUUUUGAUAAAACACCACCAGAUCACACUGAGGCACAAGAGCUCCAGCCUUCAUCUGAACUACAGACUGCCAACAUCGAACCAUCGGUUCCAGAACUGCCAGAGGCUGGCACUGUUGAGGCUCAAGAUCACGGAUUGGACUCAUCCUCUCCUGGAGAAUCAUUAGACCAUUCAGUAGGUGCAGUACUGUCAUCACCUGUUCCCAGUGUUUCAGAAAAAGCAGAGACGACAGUGGAGGCUGCAGAACAUUCAUCCUCCACGGAUAAUCUCAAAGUGGAAACCUCAGACAUUUCCAUACAGCACAAACCUAUGACUGAGGAGCAAUCACCCUUGCCUCCUCUAUGCAAGCGUUUUAUGUGUAAUGCCUGUAAUGGACUCUUCCAGUCCAUGAAGGGUCUGACUCAGCAUAUUGGUGAACACUCAGACACUUGGCCAUAUAAGUGUGAAUUUUGUGUGCAGCUGUUUGAGAGUGACACUGGUUUAUUUGAGCACCGAUCCAGUUAUCAUGGCAUUGGUAAAAUCUAUGCCUGCAGAAUAUGCUCCAAAGAAUUUGCCUUUCUUUGCAACCUAGAGCAACAUCAUCGAGAUCUUCAUCCUGGUCAGGAAUGCUCACACACUGAAGUAGAAAAUGGUAAGUUAAGACCUGAAAACCAUAAUAGUCCAGUAAGAGCUGGUACUGUUAGCAUAGAGAGUCCUACAAAAGACAAAUAUGGCAAGUCUUACCAAACAGCUCCAAAACCAGAGGCUGACAAUAACUAUGAAAACACUACUGAGGAGUUGUACACUACUAUUAAAAUUAUGGCAUCUGAAGGCGUCAAACCCAAAGUUACAGAUGUGCGGCUUGGCAUUAACCAGCAUUACCCUAGUUUUAAGCCACCUCCAUUUCCAUAUCACAACCGAACACCAGUCAGCCCAACCACCACCACGGCCACUAACUUCACCACUCAUAAUAUCCCGCAGACAUUCAGUACUACAGUUCGCUGCACCAAGUGUGGCAGAGGCUUUGACAACAUGCCUGAACUGCACAAGCACAUAUUAGCCUGUGCUAAUGCUAGUGACAAAAAACGCUAUACUCCAAAAAAGAACCCCAUUCCACUAAAGCAGUUUGCAAAAGUGCAAAGUGGAGUUCUGUUGCCUGCUAGAGGAGUCAAUCUUAGACAGAACGUCUCUCAAAAACUUGGACACCCAAAAAAGCUCCAUUGCCAUGAGUCAGAAGCUAAGACAAAGCUGAGCACUCAUAGUAAGAGGAAAUCUAUGUGGGUACAGAGAGGCAGGCCAGUAGGGCGAAAGAGUUCACAGGAUGAAAUGGAGGUUUAUGUUUGUCCUCACUGUAGCAGAGAGUUCACUUACCAUGCCAGCUUGAAGAAACAUAUGGCUUUCAGCUGCCCGAUGAAACCUAUUUGUAGGAAGCCUCCAAAAAGAAAAAGUAGCAUUGCGCCAACACAGGAAAACCAUGGCCGUAUCCGUACACGUGUAUCAGAUGUAAUAAUAAAACCACAAAAGUUAAAUCAAGGACAGAAAUCCUUGGCAAAAACACAUACUCACGGGUCUGGUUCAGCCAGCAAUGUGAAUCUACCAGUCAAGGCUCAAAUUGGCAAAGGGAAAAUUACUGUGCGUAAUUUUAGGUCCAAAACAUCUGAUAUUCUCUCAAGCUCAGCAGUUCACAUAAGUAAAAAAAGUAGACUCAUUCUAAUGGAAGCAAUUCAGUCACCGUUGGCAUCGAAGUCCUUAGUAGCACUAGGGAAAUCUCAGCACCAGAGCGAUGGGGAAAAUAGUAUGGAGAGGAAAAUAAAGCACAGAAGUGUGGCGUUGAAGCCCGGUACAGAGGAACAGUUCUCUCUGCGAGUGAGAGGUCCCAUUACUCGCAGUGUACAGCAGUCUACAUCUAAUGAUGCAUCUAAUACUAACACAAAGUCUAACUCAGUUAAUCCAGACAAAUGCUUAGUCCAGACAGAUGAUCAGGAAGUCACUGCAUAUCAAGCAGUUGCAGAGUCAAAGAAAUAAAGUCAAGAGAAAAUAAAGUCCAAAAUGGAAUUAAUAAAGAAACUCAUUAUCUGUAAAUAUUAUCCACUGAAGGUUAUAUGUUUAUAAUAGAAAGUUUGAACAUUAUAAGGAAUGAAGAUGAUUGUGAAUUACCUGUGCUCAAAAGUGCAGUGUCCUUUUAACAUGGGCACUAGUUUAUAGUGAACUAACACUACAACUUCGGUGGCAUACAUGCAUUCAUAUAUAUCACCUCUAAUGGUUUCACAUUCUUAGCCCUUAAAUACCCAACACUGCACUUUUUACAGUUUUGAAUAUUAUAUAUAUAAAGGUGGGUUGAAAUAUUCCUAUAAACAUGAAGAUAAAGAAAAUUGUCUAUGAAUAUGUAUGCACUGAUUGCGAGGGUCUCCAGUAAUUUAUCAUUUAGAAUAUUACAUUAUAGAACAUUAUAUAGUGUAGAUAUAUAAUGUUCUCCUUUAAGGUCUAUUAAUCCGAAUAAUCCCUUAUCUAAAUAAUGCACUUAUUUUGUACAGUUUAUCAAUAUCAGCUUUUCCAUAUGUAAAUCGGUGCAGUAGCUAGAGUCCGGGCUAUUGCUCAUUCUCAUUAUUCAUGUACUAAUUUAACUAAAAACAUUAACAGACUUGAUAAAAAUUCUGUCGUUUAUUUUUUUAUUUUCUAUAUGCACUUUAUUAGAAUCGUUUGUUUCAAAUUGCAAUAAUUGGCUAUUGGAAGACCUUAGUGAAUUACUCAAGAGUUCAAACAAGAAUACAUAUACACCUCAUUAAGCAGACUAUAUUAAUUUUGCUAUUUAUUAAUGCACCAUAUAUAUAUGAUAUUUAUUUUCAUACAUGUUAAUGUGAUGGCAGGUAGAUUUUGAUUUGUUGCCCAUUUAAAGGCACACUUUCUUAUGGGCUAGGUUGCAUGGUAAAGUGUUCAUCAAAAUAAAAACAGUAAGUAAAACUGGUUCAGCAUGUCACUUUCUCAGUGUGUGUUUUUUUUUUAUCAUCACUGUAAAUGGGCUAACAAUCUGAGAAAGGAAAUAUGUGGUCUGUUCUGAGACUCUUAAGCACAUAUGAUGAGCUCUGUGUAGCAUUUGUUGUGUUAAUUAUAUCGGUGUCCUUAUAUGUGUAUGUUUUAAAAGCAAUUGUUCUGUGAUUUGCACAAUCCAUGUGUAUAAGCCUAUAAUGUGUUGAAUUUUGGGGAACAGUACCAUCAAUACCAAUUGGGGGGGGGGGGGGGGGUUCUGGUGAGAAUGUAGCUUUACUGAGGCAAGCUGCUUUAAUGAGAAGUUAUAUUUUGCUCUGGCCCUGAUGGAUUGGUGUUAGAUUAGGAUUUGUCAAAAAUAUCAUACUUUUUGUUGUUGUUGUUGUUAUAAUAGAUAAAUGAACGGUAAUAAGGGUUCAUGGGUAGAAGUUUACAUUAUGGCCCAUCACAUAAAAAUGGCCUGUUGAUUAGCUGACAAAAUGAGUUUUUUUCUAAUAAAAGAUUAGUAUAAAAUCAAAGUACAUAAGCAUGGACGUAUAGUCUCAAACUUGAACACAGCUGAUUAUUAAACAGUUGAUAUUAAUCAGAUUGUGGUCUGAGACAAUCCUGACCUUGAAAAUGAAAUGACCCGAAUCAUUGCACAAAUACUAGGUUUAAUUUAAGACUCAUUUUCGCACCUUGUUAAUCAGCACAUACCAUGAAGCCGAAAAUAUCUGCUCUCAUACUACAAAACUAAAAUCACGACACUCAUGUACUUAACCUGAUGGAGAAGCUGUGAAUAAAGGGAUCUAGAAAUCCUGAUUUACUUGUGAUAUGUCUGUGGAAAUCUGAUGUUAACAUCCAAAGCAUGUCUGUUUGAGCCACAGUGCUUUUGAAAUGCUGUUAUGUAUAUUGAAAUAAACUGCUGUGUGAUAAAUG
Hemibagrus wyckioides is the source of this 6693-nucleotide messenger RNA. RefSeq names its product PR domain containing 2, with ZNF domain a (gene prdm2a). NCBI's taxonomy places the organism in Eukaryota, Metazoa, Chordata, Actinopteri, Siluriformes, Bagridae. The coding region runs from base 202 to 4815 and encodes 1537 amino acids. The record is from RefSeq and is a predicted model, not a curated record. The transcript is spliced from 3 exons. Gene Ontology annotation, cellular component: nucleus.